Molecule: messenger RNA, 502 nt
Organism: Amoebophrya sp. A25
Lineage: Eukaryota; Dinophyceae; Syndiniales; Amoebophryaceae
Source: the annotation of a GenBank genome assembly
AUGAGCAGUUCAUCAUCAGCCAGCCGUCCGAAGAAGCGACCGACGUCGGUCUACAGUUACGAUGGCCCAGACGAUUUCGGACACGUCAGACCGCAACUGGCACCACCAGCUUGGCCCGAAGAAUGGCGGUACGAGGCUGUAGGUUAUGAAGAGGAAGCAGGAAUGAAGGACUUUGACUUUUUGUCAAGAAGUAGGCGUAGAGGUAAACGCCCACCUCCAACUAGGAAGUAACAUGGAAAUAUAUUUGACUAGAGAAUUUGCCUCUAAGUAGGUGGACCGGAGUUGAGCGCGAUAAGUUGUCGUUCCAGGAGGAGCGCUGCGGCAGGGGUGAAUGUAGGACUCGGUGGCGCUACCAGCUCCAGCAUUAAGGCAAGAAUAAUUGAAAUAGAAAUUAGCUGAUUUGACUUCAUCACUCGCCUACUUUCAAUGUACUUAUUUUAAGCAAUAAUUUCUAAUCCAGGCAGCGGUUGCAGUGGUGUCAAAAAGCGGAGGCGAAGUGACG